CCCCAGUCCCACACUUUGAAAGCAUGUCAACCAAGGGGAGCAAACGACUCCAGCAGUCUUGGUCACGGAUCUCUAAGUCCCAAAGGGACUUAGCAAAGUCCAUUCUGACUGGGGCUCCAGGAGGACAAGCGGGGUACCUGCGGCGGGCCAGCGUGGCCCAGCUGACCCAGGAGCUGGGCACCGCCUUCUUCCAGAGGCAGCAGCUGCCAGCUGCUAUGGCAGACACCUUCCUGGAGCACCUCUGCCUGCUGGACAUUGACUCCGAGCCCUUGGCCGCACGCAGUACCAGCAUCAUUGCCACCAUCGGGCCAGCAUCUCGCUCCGUGGAGCUCAUCAAGGAGAUGAUUAAGGCUGGGAUGAACAUUGCGCGAUUCAACUUCUCUCACGGUUCCCAUGAGUACCACGCUGAGUCCAUCGCCAAUGUCCGAAAGGCAGCAGAGAGCUUUGCAACUUCUCCGCUCAGCUACCGACCCGUGGCCAUCGCUCUGGACACCAGGGGACCAGAGAUACGCACUGGGAUCCUGCAGGGGGGCCUGGAAUCAAAAGUGGAGCUGGUGAAGGGCUCCCAGGUGCUGGUGACCGUGGACCCAGCAUUCCAGAUUCAGGGGAACGCGAACACCGUGUGGGUGGACUACCCCAAUAUCGUCCGGGUCAUGCCACUGGGGAGCCACAUCUACAUUGACGACGGGCUCAUCUCCCUACGGGUCAAGAAAAUUGGCCCAAAGGGGCUGGAGACUGAAGUGGAGAGUGGUGGCCUUCUGGGCAGCCGGAAGGGCGUGAACUUGCCAGGCAUCCAGGUAGACCUGCCUGGGCUGUCCGAGCAAGAUGUCCAAGACCUGCGCUUUGGGGUGGAGCAUGGCGUGGACAUCGUCUUUGCCUCCUUUAUGCGGAAAGCUAGCGACGUGGUUGCCGUCCGGGCUGCUCUGGGGCCAAAAGGACAGGGCAUCAAGAUCAUUAGCAAAAUCGAGAACCACGAAGGAGUGAAGAAGUUUGAUGAAAUCCUGGAGGUGAGCGACGGCAUCAUGGUGGCACGGGGUGACCUGGGCAUCGAGAUCCCAGCUGAGAAGGUUUUCCUGGCUCAGAAGAUGAUAAUCGGACGUUGCAACUUGGCGGGCAAGCCUGUUGUCUGUGCUACACAGAUGCUGGAGAGCAUGAUCACGAAGUCCCGGCCAACUCGGGCAGAGACCAGUGAUGUGGCCAAUGCUGUGCUGGAUGGGGCUGACUGCAUCAUGCUGUCGGGGGAAACUGCCAAGGGCAACUUUCCUGUGGAGGCCGUAAAGAUGCAGCAUGCGAUUGCCCGGGAGGCAGAGGCUGCAGUGUACCACCGGCAGCUGUUUGAGGAGCUGCGCCGGGCAGCACCCCUGAGCCGUGAUCCCACUGAGGUAGUCGCCAUCGGCGCUGUGGAGGCUGCUUUCAAGUGCUGUGCUGCUGCCAUCAUUGUCCUGACCACAACUGGCCGCUCAGCCCAGCUUCUGUCUCGGUACCGACCUCGGGCAGCAGUCAUUGCUGUCACCCGCUCCGCUCAGGUUGCCCGCCAGGCCCACCUAUGCCGAGGAGUCUUCCCCUUGCUCUACCAUGAACCUCCAGAGGCCAUCUGGGCAGACGAUGUGGAUCGCCGAGUCCAAUUUGGCAUUGAAAGUGGAAAACUCCGUGGUUUCCUCCAUGUCGGGGACCUGGUGAUUGUGGUGACAGGCUGGCGGCCUGGCUCUGGCUAUACCAACAUCAUGCGGGUGCUGAGCAUAUCCUGAGAUGCCCCUCCCCCUCUGACCCAGCCAGCCCUGGAUCCCAUCCCUUCUACCCACGCCCUCCACCUCACACCCCUCCUACAGCCCCAUAUCUAAGUCUUGUCUACCCCCAAUUCUCCCUACCCAAGGCCACAUCUGCCAUCUAACCCCAUUCCAGGGUGCCCCUUCCCCCUCUUCAUUUCACACAGGCCCUGAAAGUCUGUGUCCAAUUAAGCACUGGCCAUCCAGCUGCACCAACUGUAGAUUCCCUGCACCCAAUGCUCUCAGCUGAGCCCUAAGAUGCUCUGAGCCUUUAAUCUCAGCUAAACUGGUUAAUUCUAUUCCCCCAGGCUUCCCACGCCUGGCGGGAGGGGGGAGAGGGGAAUGGAGUGAUCCUGUCCACAGUCCCCACAAAAUCACUACUUUAAAAAUAUCCCAUUUCCAGGCAGUCUGACGUUCUCAUACGUGGCCCUCAUGCUAAACUGCGCAUCUCCCAAGGAGUGCCACCUCUUCCUUCGUUGUGACUAACAGUGACAUCAAAGCACCCCCCUUUUGGGAAAGCCAGGGUAGAUGUACGCUGGGAGCGCCGAGAGUGGGGGACUCAUCUUGUCACUAUCUUUACAGCCUCUGCUGGGCCUGCAGGCCACUCCCCGGUUGCCGUCAUGCCCACCUCAUGCCUCGCUGGGUUGGACACCCUGCUCCCUCCCCCUGCACCCAGAAAUUCCUUCGUGCCCACUUUGUUCCACACACACACCAGGAGCCAAAUGAGUGUCUCUCUUUUCUUUUUAAACCCAGCUGUUUGGAAGCAAUUAUAAAACUUCUCCCACACACCCAGAACCCCAGAACUCCUCACCCAGGAGAAAAGGAGAUUUAGGAUCCCAGCCCCAUGUUCUCUGAUGCUGUGGAGUAGGUGUGGGGACAGAGGUGUGGUAAGGGAUUUCUCUUGUCCCUGAGAAGGCAGAGGUGCUGGCUGGCCUGCCUUUCCCCAGGCUUGGAUAGCUCGGGCCCUCCUGAACCACCAGCAAACUCAGUAGGGAAAAAAAACCCUAAAAGUAAAAACAGUCCUGUUCCCCCUCUUGGGGGGCCCGUCCUACCCCUACCCAGAUAGGGAGAGGAUUCCAAUACUGCUGCCAAUGGAAAUGGGCAAGGACCACAAGAGCUGGCAUGGUGGGGCCCUGUGCCUUCCUAUCUCCUUACCAGGAGGGGAGGGGAGGGAUGAAUAAAGGAAUGAGUGAAUAAGAUGAAUGGAUAAUAAAUUAAAUUAGCAAAUGAAUACAUAAAUACAAUUAUUAAAUGAUUGAACAAUUAAGAAUAAAUAAAUAAGGAGGAAGGGAGGAAGGAAAGAAAAAAAGCCAUCUAAGGAUUCAGCCACCAGCUCCCCACCGGGGGGGAUCUAGGCUGGCACACUAAAUAAGGAGGUGCCAACUAUCCCUUAGCUUCAAGGGGGACACCACUGGGGCAGGGGCACAGGGAGUAGGUGGCUCCCAGUUUACAAAAAGACAGUUCUCCCACAGAGACAAAGAGCGCAGGGAACUUGGCAGGAGAUGUGUGUUCCACUCUGGUGGUAUAGACAGGGAGGGUCCAUACAUGGCAGUGAAGGUGAUGCCCAUACUGAGGACUUAUGACAUUUGUUGACAGUAAUGGGGGCACAAGUAAUUGGCAGUGCCCAGCUAUGCUAGGGGGACAGAAAGAUAACCGUGCCAGGCAGAACCUGCAGGGUCAUGGGCAGGGAAACAGAGACAUCUAGUUACUUGGCAGUGAUGGUGGUGGCAAGUACUUGUGCUUAGUAAAGUGGGAUCACGGGUCCAGGCCUGCACCUGGCAGGACCAUGGCUGAGGGAAUACCCUUGUCAAAGGGCUUGGAGUCACUUCUACUUGGCAGUGGAGACAUACAGCACUCAGCACAGUGCCUUGAACACAGUAGGCGCUCAGUACAUUUGAUGGAUGGGUGAAUGGAUUAGGAGGAUGUCAAACAGGCUGCAGGGUGCCUGAGCUGAGGACAGAGACCAUCUUCAUAGUAGUAAGGGGAAAUAUCCCAUAGGGCAUUGUUUCAGGUCCCCUCAGCCUUCCCCAAGAGGCACCUGCC
This is a messenger RNA of Equus caballus (horse), 3809 nucleotides long. RefSeq names its product pyruvate kinase L/R (gene PKLR). Gene Ontology annotation, biological process: cellular response to insulin stimulus; glycolytic process. The record is from RefSeq and is a predicted model, not a curated record. Lineage: Eukaryota; Metazoa; Chordata; Mammalia; Perissodactyla; Equidae. Gene Ontology annotation, molecular function: magnesium ion binding; potassium ion binding; pyruvate kinase activity. Gene Ontology annotation, cellular component: cytoplasm.